AUGGAUUCUUCGACAUCCUGGUUCAGCCAGGGACGUAUCGGUGAGGCUCUCCAGGUGGGCAACACCAUCUUCACCAGCAAGUUCAGGUGGAGAAUCCUUGACAAACGUAAAGAGCGCGACUGUCAAGUCUCCCAAGAAGAUUCUAUCGAAGAUUUUGCAUCUUACGCUUCAAUCAAGCUGUUAUGCGCCGAGGCCAGCAACCCUUCUAGGUGGGUCUUCAUGCGGAUCUACAUGCAAGUUCCGCUCAAAAAUACAGAAAAUGAAGACGCCCAAACUCGUGCCCUGCAAGCCAUACAGACUAAGCCCAAGGAGCUCAUCGCAUACCAGACUCUCGCUAACGCUCCAUACGUUUUGAAAUACGUACCUGAACUCCUUGAUUUCGAGGAACACCGACAGGGUUCCUCAAACUCAUUUCCUGCCAAUCUCGUCCCCGGCGGAUUUUUAACAAUCAUCGUAUGGGAGCAUGUUCCUGGCGUUCUUCUUGGUGAUGGGUCUGGAAAGGCCACCAAAUUCUGGGAUCUGAAGGAUCCAAGAGAACGAGUCACGAUUCGUGAAAAGUUCAAAGAACUCAUUCCCAAAAUCACCAAAGCCGGUAUCUGGCCUAAGACUGCUGGACCAUCCAACCUAAUCUGGUGCUCAGAGACUAAGUCUCUCCACCUUGUUGGGUUUCGCGAGUGGAGCCAUAUGCCCCGACAGACCUGGAAUGCUGGAUGGUAUCCUCGGUUCGACCUUGUUCGUGUACCCGUGGAUUGCCACUGGAGCGAUUCUGAUUGGAACGGUAGUACUUCUGGAUGGAAAUGGGAGUUAGAUGAUUUCGUCGCUCGUGAACAAAGCUCCUAA
Molecule: messenger RNA, 840 nt
Organism: Penicillium cinerascens
Lineage: Eukaryota; Fungi; Ascomycota; Eurotiomycetes; Eurotiales; Aspergillaceae
Exons: 3
Coding region: 1-840 (279 amino acids)
Source: RefSeq, a predicted model, not a curated record